Xyrauchen texanus (razorback sucker) is the source of this 4968-nucleotide messenger RNA. Its product is annotated as sodium-dependent neutral amino acid transporter B(0)AT2-like. Gene Ontology annotation, cellular component: membrane. The record is from RefSeq and is a predicted model, not a curated record. Lineage: Eukaryota; Metazoa; Chordata; Actinopteri; Cypriniformes; Catostomidae. The transcript is spliced from 12 exons. Gene Ontology annotation, molecular function: proline:sodium symporter activity. Gene Ontology annotation, biological process: sodium ion transmembrane transport; L-leucine transport. The coding region runs from base 317 to 2527 and encodes 736 amino acids.
AUACAACCGGCUACAUCACAUUUGCAUCAGACUGUAAAGGUGACAAAACUGUGCAUGUCCACCAUCGAAAUAGUAUAAAGCAAUUCUGAAAAAGAAAAGAAAAAAAAAAACCUUAGCUUAUUUUCACAUCUUCGUUCGUUAAAAGGAAGCCAAUACUGUGAAAAUGAAAAGAUAAAUAUUUCAGCCAUCCAUACUUUCCUCUAUUCACAAAGUCCAUAUUUUUUUAGCCACCUUUGCCCUUUUGACCCUAACCUGCCCCUGCUGAAAAGGGUCACCUUGAAUCUCUCCCACCCCAUUGCCAAAAAGACAUUUUCAAAUGCCCAAAAACAGCAAAGCCGUCAAGAGAGAAAUUGACGAUGACGAUGUUAUGGAAUCUGCCAAAGAUUUACUCUCCAAUGAAGAUACAUGUGAGGACUCUUUCAAGAAGAGUUCUCUGAUGGUGGGAGAUGUUCCUCAGAAUAAGGAGCGGGAUGCUGAGGAGGGCUCAGAGGAGGAGGAGAGGCCUGCCUGGGGAAGCAAGCUCCAGUACAUCCUCGCCCAAGUGGGUUUCUCAGUGGGCUUGGGCAACGUCUGGAGGUUCCCUUAUUUGUGCCAGAAAAACGGUGGCGGAGCAUACCUGGUUCCCUACUUCAUUCUGCUGGUGGUGAUAGGGAUUCCCCUCUUUUUCCUGGAACUAGCCGUGGGCCAGCUCAUCCGUCGGGGCAGCAUUGGGGUGUGGAACUACAUCAGCCCACGUCUGGGUGGUAUUGGCUUUGCCAGCUGUUUGGUGUGCUUUUUUGUGGCCCUCUAUUAUAACGUCAUCAUUGGCUGGAGUCUCUUCUACUUCUCGCAGUCUUUUCAGCAGCCUCUUCCUUGGCACGAGUGUCCCUUGGUCAAAAACAAAACUACAACAUAUGUUGAGCCGGAGUGUGAGAAAAGUUCUGCCACUACGUUCUACUGGUAUCGUGUGGCCCUUGACAUCUCCGACUCCAUCGCUGAGAGCAGAGGACUCAACUGGAAGAUGACUUUGUGUCUACUGAUUGCUUGGGCUAUGGUGUGCCUUGCUAUGAUUAAGGGCAUCCAAUCUUCUGGAAAGGUGAUGUACUUCAGCUCUCUCUUCCCCUAUGUUGUGCUUAUUUGCUUCCUGGUUCGUGCUCUCCUUCUCAAGGGUUCUGUGGAUGGCAUUGUCCACAUGUUCACCCCAAAGCUGGAAAUCAUGCUGGAGCCCAAAGUGUGGCGUGAAGCUGCCACACAGGUAUUUUUUGCCCUCGGUCUUGGUUUUGGUGGUGUGAUCGCCUUCUCCAGCUACAACAAGCGAGACAACAACUGCCACUUUGAUGCUGUGCUGGUCUCCUUCAUUAAUUUCUUUACCUCAGUGCUGGCCACUCUGGUCGUCUUUGCUGUACUAGGCUUUAAAGCCAACAUCAUGAUCGACAAGUGUGUGGAAAUGAACACAAAGAAGAUUAUUGAUUUCCUUGGCAAAGAGAUCAAUCCCAGUUUGAUCCCACACCACAUUAACUUCAGUCAUGUUAGUCCUGAGGACUACCAGCAAAUGACCAACAUUAUCCGAGGUGUGGUGGAGGAUGAUUACCCACGCCUAGGCUUAGACAACUGCAACAUUAAAGAGGAGCUGAACAAGGCAGUGCAGGGCACAGGUUUAGCCUUCAUCGCCUUCACUGAAGCUAUGACCCAUUUCCCUGCCUCACCUUUUUGGUCCGUCAUGUUCUUCCUCAUGUUGGUCAACCUGGGGCUAGGCAGCAUGUUCGGUACUAUCCAAGGCAUCCUUACGCCCAUCGUCGACACCUUCAAAGUGUGCAAGGAAUACCUCACAGUUGGUUGCUGUGUACUUGCCUUCAGUAUUGGUUUACUGUUUGUCCAACGAUCUGGGAACUACUUUGUGGCCAUGUUUGAUGACUAUUCUGCCACUCUGCCUCUCCUCAUCGUGGUUCUUCUGGAGAACAUUGCUGUGGCCUGGGUCUAUGGCACUGAGAAGUUCUUUGAGGAUUUAAAGGACAUGCUGGGUUUCACUCCAUACCGCUUCUAUUUCUACAUGUGGAAGUUUGUGACACCAGUGCUGCUUCUGGGCCUUCUGGUCGCAAGUAUCAUUCAGCUGGUACUGUCACCACCUAGCUACAGUGCAUGGAACCAGCACCUGGCUCAAGAACAAUCUCUCAGCUACCCACCCUGGGGCCUAGCGGUGUGCAUCUCCCUGGUAGCCAUAGCCAUUCUUCCUGUGCCUGUGGUCUUCAUUCUGCGCUGUCUGAACAUAAUCGAUGAGAAUACAGGCGGCCUGUCCACAAUCUCCUAUAAGAAGGGUCGCAUUAUUAAAGAGACCACUAGAAGGACCAGAGAAGAGGAUGAAGACGACGAUGCCAGUCUUCUCCAGGCAAAGACACCUAUUGAAGCCCCUUCGCCCAUGCCGGCCAACUACCGCAAGCAGAACGGCCCUCCAUUGGGCAAAGACAUCACGCUCAAUGGUAGCUGUGGCAUUGGAUAUGUAAUGCCGAAUAUUGCAGACAUUCCAGAUAUGCCUGAAUCUGAUUUGUGAGGACCUAUCCACUUUCAUGUAUACUGUGAGGACCGGUUUCAUUUCAUGUGUUCUGUUAAGGAAAAAAUCCCUAUGUUCAUUUUCAUCAUUUCAUCCCCUCUGCUAUACUGGGCAAAUUCCUUUUAAGGGCACUGCGGAAAAGGAGGCACUACUCGUUGGGUCACUCCACAUAAACGUGAGCUACUGUAUGAAAAACGUUAGUGAAGUGCACAUGCAAUGGUCACUUCAAGGUGAUUCUGGGUGAUGAGUCCUUGCCAUUCAUUUAAAAAAAUUUAGGGGUUAAGGCUAUUAAAAAUAGAUUAUGUAAGGUUCUACCUUGGAUUUUGUUGGAGUUUUCAAACCUGGCUCAUCUGGAGCAUUUGUAUUGGAACCUGGUGCGUUUUCUCCAUUAGUUUGGUUUAUUUAGGCAUGUAUGAACACUGCAAUCGCACUCGGCUCCACAAACCUGGACCGAUUACAAAUUAACCCUGAAGUGGUUUGCUUGUGGUAAGAAAGCAAUCCGAACUCAACAAACCAACGAACCAAACAAUAUCCCUAUAUAAACUAUGAACAUACCUGAUGGAUCUUAGGAGUCUAUAUCUUUAGGUCAGCACGUCACUGUAAUUCAUCAAAAAAGUGGAUUGAGCAUUUUGGCGAUUAUAUUAGAUAUAAUUGCAAGUUUAAAAUAUGAGAUGUUGUAUAAUUAAGGUCAUUUUAGUACGAUUAGUUCUCUCUUCUGGAUAGUGGGCAGCAGAACACAAGACGGCAUUAGCAACUUUUUGACAGAUAAAAAUUAAUUUUGUGUGUGUGUGCGCGCAUGUGUGCGUGUGUAUACUACAUUGUGGGGGCCAAAUGUCCCCACAAGGAAGGUGAUCUCAGGUUUUACUAUCAUUACGGGACAUUUGGUCCCCACAAUGUAGUAUAAACAUUUAUAUACACACACACACACAUAGCAUGGUUUUUAUCUGUCAAAAAGUUGGCCCAGCCAGAAGUCCCCACAAGGGAAAUGGCUUAGUAAACAUACUAAACAAUGUUUUUUUGAAAAUGUAAAAAUGCAAAAAGGUUUCUGUGAGGGUUAAGUUUAGGGGGAGGAUUAUGGUUGGGGGUUAGAAAUGAUCGUUAGAUCUAUAACAAAUCCAUAAAAUGCAUGGAAGUCUAUGGAGAGUCCCCACAAUGAUAAAAAAACAAAAAACAAGUUUGUGUGUGUGUGGAAGGGGGGGCUCUGCUACCAUGAGAAAAGGCACUAAAAUGCAAAUGCAAAAGCAACUAAAAAUGGAUAAAAAAAAAAUAAAAAAACAUGCCAUAAAUUUUACAACUCAUAUCCAUCCGAGUGACGGAAAAUGUUUAAUUGCCGUUCAACCUCUGACUGGAUCGCGCAUUCUGUACCAUACUGUGACAUUUUGCAUAACUGCGACAUUAGCAAUACUUUUUGUAAUGGUUAACACAUUUUUACAGGUAUAUAAUUUUAACUGGUAUAUCAAUGGAUGAGCUAAAUCCCAGAACAGCUUAGAAACAUUGUAUCCAGUGAGGGGAUAGCACGUCCACUUAUUUUUAUUAACAGUUUUGAUCCGUUUUGAAAUAUUGCCUACUGAUAGUGAUAGUGAUGCCCACUUUCAAAUGGAAUUUGCCCAUCUGCUGCAUCCAGCAGGGUCCCACCAAACAACAUGUCAGUCAUCUCCUUUACCAGUCGUAAUCAGUCUACCUCUCUCGUCUGUCCAAUAACCUCACUCGCCUAUAUUUAACCUUCCUUUCGAAUAGGCAUCUUACAAUUCUCUUCCUCCUACACUGGUCCAGAUAAAGGUCUGAACAUUUCAAAUUGUAUUAUAUGUCUGUAGCAAGCACUGAUUCACCCCUGAUUCCCCUACCACCCCGAACCCAUUGCCCCAACAGUUCAACGCACUUACCCGCCUAUGUUCAUCUGUAGGGCCUUUAGACCCCUGAUUUAUGCUCUAAUGUAGAAUGGCUUGGCCUAUUUGUACAAAAAUGUUUAUGUUGCAAGUCAGGGCAGUUACUGUCCUCCCAAAAUGAGAUAAGAAGUAGUUUAGCAGCUUUGGAAAAGUCUAGAAUGUAUGCGUAAAAUGUGAAAAACAUGCAAUAUUUGAUUUUUUUUUUUUUUAUGUAAUCAUUGUGCAUCAGUGUUUGGAUUGCAUUUAAAACAACCCUAACUCUUCAUUCUACAACUGUGUGCCUAACUAAUUCUAAAAUGUUAAUAGAAUACAAGGUGAAUGUUGUGCAUUUAAGGUAUUCUGUAAAUAUUUGAAUAAAUUAUCAGAAUAUAGUUUGGAUAACUGAUCAUGUUGAUUUUGGUAAGUGCUUAAUCCAGAACGCUGUUUUGUUUGUAUGUUUGAGAUGUGCUAUCAAUGUAAAGUGCUGUAUACUCUGCCCACUUCCUGUAAAUAUUUUUUCAUAAAUUUGCUCAACGCAGUAUUUACUUUCUCAGUAUUGAGAUUAAAAGUAAGGAU